GCGGGGACGUCCUGGGAUCCGUGCCGAGUCUGUCCAUGACUCGCCAGCGAUACGGAAUGCCCUACAGGAACCCGCUUUACGAGCCGCCAUUGCCUUCCCCACCGCCAGGGGUCGUUCUUGGCGGUGGGCAUGGCCGGCGAACGCGCUCCAACCCCAAGCUACGGACUACUCGCCGAGACAGCUCAGGAGACGAAGACGAUGACGAAGACCCACCUCCUCGGCCUCGACGGCGCCGCCAACAGCGUCCAGCAAACACGCGCACGGUGUCGACCGGCACCGUUACGCCCCAAUCCGAUCGUGUCAUGCAUUCCCCAUCCUCACGAUCUGGCCGCGAACCACCCUCGCCAUUGACGCCCCUGGAAGAAUCGAGAUACCCACCGUCCUCAUUCCCCACUUCUUCCAACACUUCCGUCCAAGAAAGGCGCAAGAGCGCAGUCCCAUCCAUUUCGGACAUCAUUCGCGCGCAUACGCUGCCCGAAGGCCAGACACUCUCCCGCCCUGGUACUUCCCGGCGCACGUCCGUUGGCAAUGUUAGCCUAAGCUUCGAUCACUCACACGAAGAUCUCGGGAAGGGACGACAGCGCGCGAAGACGGCCGACGAAGAGGAAGACUUUUUAUCGCGUUCGUCGGUGGACAGCGUCGCGAAUGAAGUCCAGGAAACUUUGCGUCGUCAGAUGAGCUUGAAGCCACAGGCUCCGCCUCCGCCUUCAGCGAUGCUUAGACGGCGGUCCACGACGUCGGAGAACUUCUCGAUGACCUCGCCCCGGUCGGAAUGCGGUGGUGGCGGCGGCGGGCGCGCCUCGAUCCACUCAUCUUCUGCGGCCUCUUCGUACCAGAUGGCGACACCGUCAUUCGAGGAUCUCAACAUCCACGGGCUGAACAAACCUUCGGCUUCGCACGCAGUGGCGCAGUACCUGCGCUCUGCACGGUUGACGACCCUGGUCAAAUGCACUCGGUCGCCCCAUGCAUCGCCAGACAACCCACUUACUGUGAGCUUGUCCGACCUGGGAAAUCCGCACGGAUACCCUGUCGUCGUGUUCUUGGGCUUGGGCUGCGUGCGGCAUAUCAUGGGCUUGUACGAUGAGAUGGCGGAGUGCCUCAACCUUAGGAUCAUCACCAUUGACAGAUGGGGACUGGGGCGUACGGAACCGCGAUUGAGGUCUGCAAAGGGCAUCAUGCAAUGGGCAGACGUCGUCGAGGAGGUGUUGGAUCGAUUGCACAUCGACACUUGCAGCGUCAUGGCGCACUCGGCCGGUGCGCCUUAUGCCUUGUCGUUUGCGAACAAGUUGCCCGAGCGCAUACGCGGUGAGGUCUGUCUCCUGGCGCCGUGGGUGGGUGGCAACGAUAACAGCGGCUAUAAGUGGCUGAAGUACGUGCCGAAUGGCAUCCUCAAGACGGCGCAGGCCGCAGAGUGGAAGCUCCAGGCCUGGAUGAUCGGCAAGCCGCCGACGAUCCAGUACCAGGGUAUCGGCUACACAGCCCAGACGUCGAGCAAGUCGUCCGAGAAGGGCACGCUCUCUCCCCAGAACACCGGCACGGGCUCCCCGCGUCCGGCGUUCCCCCAGAUAUCGGAACAGGCGUCGCGUCCUAGUACGAGCUCGAACUUCAGCGAGUAUGACGACCUCCGGGAUUUCGAGGGAAAGUUCGGCAGCCAGACCACGCUUGGUAUCGUCAACUACCCGCCGCCCAGUGCUCAACCGCCGAGGCGUAAGGCGUCCCGAGGAUUUUUGGAGCGUUUGAAGAGCCCAUCCUCGCCACCCGAGGAGAAGGCCACGCCGACCAAGACCGGAAAGACACUGAAAGCCCUGCGGUCAAUGGGCUCCUUGCGCAGCGGCAAGUCAUCCACCAAGAAAUCCCAGCCCUCAAGCCCUUCGAGCCCCAAACUGCCGCCCCCACCUCAGUUCGAUACGACCCUAGGCCUUGGCGUUGAUGACUUCAAGUUCUCGGCAAACUCGUCUGACUCCUCGUCACUUCGCGCGGAGAAGGAGGAUCAGCUUGAUGGGCUGUCGAACCACGGGAGCGGGACGCCAAAUUGGCGUGCGAACGGGCAGCGCUCGAUAUCCUUUGGGUCGACUUCCCCUCGCGGCGCGCACUCGAUGCCGAAUUCACCCGCGCCGAGUGUGCAUAGCUCGCAGUAUACGACGCCGCCGACGAGCGGCAUGUCCUUCCAGGUCCAGCUGGGGAAUGCGCUCCUUGCGGCUUCGCAUGCGGAGAGUGCGAAGGGGACGCACAACGAUCUGUUGCAGAUCCUCAACCACGACAAUCUUCCUUGGGGCUUCUCUUACAGCGCGUACCCUCACAAGGUCAAGGUCUGGUACGGGGAUCGUGAUGAGAAGAUUGCCGAGAACGCGGUGCGGUGGAUGGAGCAUACGAUGGGCGAAGACCGGUGUUCUGUGAAGGUGGUGAAGGGCGCGGACCAUGGCUUGAUGUACAAGAGCAGUGUGGUCAUCGAAGUCCUAGAACACCUUCUGAGCUGUUGGAAGAAGUCCGAUAGAUGAUUCCCCGGAGCGCCGUCUCCGUAAUAGUUCUUGCUUAUUCUCCAUUCCUGCACCACCUACCAUCCAAUGGAUACUCUUUGCCAGUACUCGCGACUAUUUCACCUUUCUUGGAUGGUCUCACGCGCGUCGACUUCUUUGUCGCUUCUUUCUUCCUUGUAUUGUGUUUUUAGGACUAGCCGCCUUUCAUUCACACCCUUCGGCUGUGCUUCGUGCCCGCUCGCGGGCACACCUCCGCUGGUACACACCCGUUCGUCCACGUCUAUUCUACGGUAGUAUAUCCUUAUCUUUGCAUAAUUUACCUUGUAUCAUUGUAAGCUAGUGGACGGAGUACAGUUACUAGUAGUUAGUAGAUAUCCAGUUGCCCUCUCG
Schizophyllum commune H4-8 is the source of this 2867-nucleotide messenger RNA. RefSeq lists its product as uncharacterized. The transcript is spliced from 4 exons. Bases 36 to 2498 code for a protein of 820 amino acids. The record is from RefSeq and is a predicted model, not a curated record. Lineage: Eukaryota; Fungi; Basidiomycota; Agaricomycetes; Agaricales; Schizophyllaceae.